Molecule: messenger RNA, 1368 nt
Organism: Cyclocybe aegerita
Lineage: Eukaryota; Fungi; Basidiomycota; Agaricomycetes; Agaricales; Hemipholiotaceae
Source: the annotation of a GenBank genome assembly
AUGCCGGUUCCUACUAUGGUCGAUCCAGAACCCUCAGUCGGCAAUACUGCCCCAAGUCAACAAGCUGCGAAGAAAGUAAUGACAAAAGCCGAGAGGAGAGAACUCCAGGAGAAACAGAGGGCCGCUAAAGCCGCCUUGAAGCAGAGUCAACCGCAACCAGGGAAGCCAAAUCAGCCUCAACAACCCAAGCAGCAACAGCAGCAACAGGGUGGCGGGCAGGCAAAACCCAAGCCACCGCAAACGCCGCAGAAGAAGACUUUCCUAACAGAGUCGACUGCAGCAAAACAAGAUCGCGCUGCCAAAGAGGCUGCUGCAGAGGAGGCAGCGGCAAUUCAAUCGCACGGACUACGUAUUUUCUCGCAUUUUGGACAGCCAAAACCUAUCGGGCAUACGGUGAAGGGUGAUAUUCACCCGACAAUCAUCAGACUUGGAUUGCUCUUUUCUGAAUUCAAAAUUUGCGGUGCAAAUGCUCGAUGCAUUGCUACACUUACUGCCUUCAAGCAGGUCAUACAAGAUUAUACUACACCCGCCCAGAAUACCAUUUCUCGACAUCUAAUGACUCACAUAUCCCCUCAAAUCACCCAUCUUGUAUCUGCGCGGCCGAUGUCAGUGUCGAUGGGCAAUGCAAUCCGAGAGCUCAAACUGGAGAUCAGCGCAAUUGAUAUUGACAUGGUCGAACAAGACGCGAAAGAUGCGUUAUGUACGAAGAUCGACAACUACAUUCGUGAUCGCAUUAUUAUCGCAGAUCAAGUCAUCCAAGAAUUGGCAGGCAAGAAGAUCAAGGACGGUGAUGUGGUCCUCACCUAUGCUAAAUCUUCAGUAGUUCAAAAGGUGCUGUUACAAGCACAAGAGGAUGGUAAAAAGUUUUCAGUUGUCGUCGUUGACUCCAAACCCCUACUGGAAGGAAAAUCUCUUCUGAGAUCUCUCACAAGUGGAGCAAACUCGAUUCCCUGCACUUACGCCCUUUUGCCCGCCUUGCCUUCACUUUUGACUGAAGCCACUAUGGUCCUUGUUGGAGCCCAUGCGCUCUACUCCAACGGAGCAGUAUAUUCUCGAGCAGGUACAGCUAUGGUCGCGAUGAUGGCCAAAAUGCAUAGCGUGCCGGUAGUUGUGUGUUGUGAAACGUACAAAUUCAGCGAGGGUGUAAUGGUCGACGGCUUCAGCAAGAAUGAGCUAGUACCUUUGUCCAUCACGCAGAGGAAUUCGUCUCCGAAAGACAUCGCGCCGACACAAAACCUCGAAAGAUUGAAUCCCUUAUACGAUCUAACACCCCCUCGCUAUAUUACCGCUGUGGUUACGGAAGUCGGACUCAUUCCUCCUAGCAGUAUCAGUUCCAUUCCUCUCGCACUUGGCAAGACAUCGAUGUGA